GAUAUAUUGCUACAAAAAACCUGUUAUAACGAUUCAAUAAUUCAAAUUGUUAACAAUUUAUCUUAUUCAGUCAGCAAUAUUUUUUUGUGAAAACAUUCUUGACUUAGGAUAAGGUUACGCCAUUUGCUUUCUCUUACAAUAGGCGUAAUCAGUUGAAAUUCUGGCAUUUUGCCAGUUACAAAAAAAUAGGUUAUUGAUCAAACGUUUGUGUUUAAUAAUCUCGAAUUUGCCGAAAUACCUAGCAAAGUGUGCAUUUUUUUUUAUCUUUCAAUUCCUUUCAUUUUUAUUUCUCCUUAUAAUAUUUUCUUAUUUAUUCGUUUAUCAUCUUUUUUUUAAAUUUCACAAUAUAAAAUAAAGUAUUUUAUAUUUAUCGUUCAUUUUAUAAAUCCGAUAUAUAUAUCCGAUUACAUUUAAUUCGAAUCACAUAAAUUUUCUAGUCUUUUCUAAUCACAAAAUGCAAAUUAAAAUUAAUAAUCUGAUAAUUAUUUACUAAAAAGAAAGAUCAAUCGCUUUCUCGAUUUUCAUAAAAUGGACGAACGAAUGGAAAUAUAAAAGUAACAAUAACGACAUCUCGAAGAGAAAUAAGGAAAUAGAAAUAUUCAAUAGAGAAAAAAGUAUCGUUCGAUAAGUCUGGUUCAAUCGAAUAUCUCGUUUGAAAACGAGAAUCUUGCGAUUUUCGAUAUAAAGUCGAUGAUGAUUGAUGAUCGGAAAUUCAAUGUCAUCGAUAUGAAAUAUGUCGAUAUUGUGGUAAAAAAUAAAUACAAUGGCAGUGAGAACGAUUCUUUUAUCUUACGAAACGUAUGAAGUUACGUAAAUUCGUUUGUGUAAAUAUUAAUCCAUCUUUUUCGGAUAGUUGGACUAAAAAAACCAGGUUGUUUGUUACCAAUGUGUAACACAAUGCAUGAAAGAUCAAGAUAUUUUGAUUAAAAGAUCAACACGCAGAUUGUAAGAAAAAAAGAUUUUAAUGAUUGCUGCUACACUGACCGACCAUCUGUUCUAAAUACGCUAGAUAUCAUGAGACGAAAAUGAAAGAAAAAUCGAAAUAUUUUUCCUAUAAUCAUCUCAAAUGAAAUAAUAUGAAAAUAAUCCCUUUAUCUAAAUACCUGUCAAUUAGUUUUGCAACAUUCGACACCGUUGUGGAAGAAACUCGUAACAUUGUUAACCCGAUCGGAUAGCAUAAUAAUAAUGUAGAUGAAGAAGAAAGAAAAAUUCGAAGGAAUAAACAAGGAAUAAACGGGUAAAAAAAAAAAAAAAAAUCACCAUGUAUCAAUUACUACAUUUUCGUAGUCGUUCUUUACGAACUGUUAUCCUGGGAUUGAUUUGUUUGACUUUUUAUGCAUAUUAUCGCACUUAUUACGAUGUCCCUCAAUAUAAUGUAUCACGAAAUGUCAGUCGACUUACAUCUCAGGAAAUUUAUAAGCAACGAUCAAAUGUCACUAUAGAGCUUCGUAUAGGAUCUUUGUCCAAGAAUGAUUCCCCUGAAUUAUCAAUCGUCGACACUUAUAACGUACAAAAUGUUAGUAAUCUUUCAAAUUCUUUGAUUACUACGCAAUCAACAUCUAGCUCUCAGACGACAAACGUAUCGAUUCUUGUUUCCAAGCAAAGCAACGAAAAGUCACAGACACGAGUGGAAAAGAUCAUAAAUGAGACCAAAGAUGUCUCUGUUCCUUCAAAUGAAUGCUCUGCGCGUGCUAUUUAUGAAGCUGGUCAUAUGGUACCAAUUCCAGAAAAAUGCCCAAAUUUUGGUAAAGAAAUGGAUCUGGUAAUCAUAAUAAUGUCUGCACCGACCCAUCUAGAAGCUAGGAUGGCGAUACGACAAACAUGGGGUCAUUUUGGUCAGAGAAGUGAUAUCAGUAUCUUAUUCAUGUUAGGUGCAACUAUGGAUUCCAAAGUGGAAACGAUUUUGAGAAAAGAGCAAAAAACUUACAACGACGUGAUACGCGGAAAAUUUUUAGAUUCCUAUUCCAAUUUGACGCUUAAAACGAUAUCUACUCUUGAAUGGGUGGAUAAUUAUUGUUCCAAAGUUAAAUUUCUUUUAAAGACUGAUGACGAUAUGUUUAUUAAUGUUCCACGUUUGCAAGCUUUUACAAUUAAACAUGCGAGAGAUAAAAACGUAAUAUUUGGAAGAUUGGCUAAAAAGUGGAAACCAAUUAGAAAUAAGAAAAGCAAAUAUUUUGUGUCUCAAGCUCAAUUUAAACAUGCCGUAUUUCCAGACUUUACUACCGGACCAGCAUAUCUCUUAUCCAGUGAUAUUGUGCGUAAAUUAUAUGAUGCUGCAUUGGAUCAAACGUAUCUUAAACUUGAAGAUGUUUUUGUGACUGGUAUAGUAGCGGAUAAAUUGGGAAUAAAAAGGACACACGCUAAUGAAUUUUUAAAUAAAAAGAUUUCAUAUAGUGCGUGUAAUGUUCAACGAGGCAUUAGUAUUCAUAUGGUCAAAUAUAGCGAACAAUUUGAUCUUUGGAAAAAAUUAUUUGAUGGUAAAAGUAAAUGUAAAUGAUAAACAGCGCUUAAAAUAAUAGAUAUUCCAUAUCCUAUUUGCGCGAUACAUCAUUUGAUUCUCGUAUGACGAUCCAUCAAAAUACACCAUUCGACUGUUCUCAGUUAGAUGCAACGUAUAAUAAAUUAACUUUUUUUCAUUCGAAUAUUUAAUUAAUCGUAAUAGGAAUUUUUCUUUUUCUUUUUUUUUUUUUUUUUUUCUUUUCUUUUUCCUUUCUAUUUCUUUCUUUUUCUUUAAAUCAAGAAGGAACAGGAACCAGGAAUUGAAAUUAUUAUUUAAUGUAAUAAUAUAAUUGUGUCUUUUAUAUUCGUGAAUGUACAAUUCGUGGUUUUAUGCCUUAACUAUAUAUAAUAUAAUAAUACUCAUUUAAUACUCAUUAUAGCGUACUUAAUAUUUUAAUAUUUUGUAAUAGGAUUAGAAAAACUUCCUAUUUGCACAAUUUCGAUAUUAUUAAUUUCGAUUGAAGUUUGUGUAUUCAUGACAAAACGCUAAUUGAGAAUUUGCGGCUAUUUCUGUUAAAAUAUUUUUCGGAAAUAGGCUUUUGUUAGAUAUUAAUAGAAAUAAUGCAACGAUUUAAUAUGAUUACAGAAUCGAUUAUUUAUUAGAUAAUGAUAUAUACUUAUAUACAUAAAUAAAUUACAAUAGAUCUUUUUUUAUUUCUACGAUAAAAUACAUUAUCAAGCGAUCAACAAUAUAAUAUUUAAAGUAUUUUAUCGAUAAUCUUGACAAACUUUCGAGCAAGUUUAUUGAAUAAACAGCCUGUAUAAUUAUUAAGAAUAUAUGAUUUGACGCAAGAUCUUUAUUUCUCUUAAAAAAAAAAAAGAA
Molecule: messenger RNA, 3322 nt
Organism: Apis laboriosa (Himalayan honeybee)
Lineage: Eukaryota; Metazoa; Arthropoda; Insecta; Hymenoptera; Apidae
Product: beta-1,3-galactosyltransferase 5-like
Exons: 2
Coding region: 1262-2497 (411 amino acids)
Cellular component (GO): membrane
Molecular function (GO): hexosyltransferase activity
Source: RefSeq, a predicted model, not a curated record